AUGUUCUUCUCUCGGGCCAAAGAGGCCUGGUGCACGCAGUGGUAUGAAGGAACCAAACGCGCCUUCAAGUCCUUUUCCUGCAGAGUGUACGGGGGCCAGGCGGAGCCGCUGUGUCGGUGGUUUUUGGGAUUUGUUCGCCGCGGAGGCCGCCGGCCCUCCACAGUGGAAUUAGAACUCCAAUAUGCGCGACUUUGUUCUUUUUCGGACUUUAAAUAUCCAAAAAAGGACUUUUUUCCGCAAAGUUCCGCGGAAAAACUCCCCAGCUUUCCGGGUGUACAGACAGCUCCCCCAGCUGUCUGUACACCCCAGACCCUGCGCUCCCCAACACCUCCAGGGAACUCCCAGAAGUCCAUUUCUUCUUUUUUUGACUGCGAGGGAUUCUCAACAGAGGCCGACGCAGGCUGUAGCCUCCUGCAGCAGCUGCAGCAGCAGCAGCAGGGGACUGUUGGAGAGACCAGUGGUCAGUCCACCCCUGCAGCACUUCAUCAGCCGCCGCACUACGACUUCGCAGUGGCCAGCCCGGAAAAUCCCCAGGAGGCAGAGCUGCAACAGCAGCAGCAGCAGCAGCAGCAGCAGCAGCAGAGUCUGCAUUGCCGCUGA
Molecule: messenger RNA, 600 nt
Organism: Eimeria tenella
Lineage: Eukaryota; Apicomplexa; Conoidasida; Eucoccidiorida; Eimeriidae
Exons: 3
Coding region: 1-600 (199 amino acids)
Source: RefSeq, a predicted model, not a curated record